Daktulosphaira vitifoliae (grape phylloxera) is the source of this 2153-nucleotide messenger RNA. Its product is annotated as ribonuclease H-like. Gene Ontology annotation, molecular function: nucleic acid binding; RNA-DNA hybrid ribonuclease activity. The record is from RefSeq and is a predicted model, not a curated record. The coding region runs from base 612 to 1427 and encodes 271 amino acids. Lineage: Eukaryota; Metazoa; Arthropoda; Insecta; Hemiptera; Phylloxeridae. Gene Ontology annotation, biological process: DNA replication, removal of RNA primer. The transcript is spliced from 8 exons.
CUUGUAUGUUUGUUUGUCGUUUGUUGUUUGUUUGUAAGUUUGUAACUCCACGCGGCACGUGUUAUUAUGUCGCGUAUCCCGUCGUGUAUGACCUUGAGACUAUACUGUUGUAAUGCAUUCGUCCCACCCCGCUCCCCACUCGUAGACAACAAUAUUUUCUAACCCGUAGACGCGCGCGCGUCAUCAAUUAUGUAUAUAUAUAACGACUCGUGCCACCUUUAUCAGCCGUCGCCCUAUUAUGAGUAUUUGACUGACCAACACCUCGCGUUAUACGCCGCUGUGCAAAGUCCAGCAAGCGCCGCACGCCCGACGACAUUCCGCCGCAAAUGAUACCGUAGUCUUCUUCCCGUUGUCAAAGUGACAACGUCUACGAUUCGAUCCGCACUCGCGCGGCGUCGCUAUCAACGCUGCUAACCUGUUGACGUCCGAGGAACACGCCGGACAACGCGUCGUCGAUGCCAGCGAAAGUGCCGCGAUAUUAUGCGAAGAUUAUAUAUUAAUAUUUGAAGGUGGCCGAAUUUUGGCGUGAUAGUAAUCCAAAUAGUUUUGCAAAAAAGUUUUAUUCAUUUGAACAAUGCGAAAACUUUAUAAAGGAAUUAGGUUUUACUAUCAUGUAUAAUUUUGAAAAUUUGAUUGAUGAGGAUAAUUCUAAAAAAAUUGAAAUAAAUAAAUGCUUAUCUGAAGUUUUAAACAGUUUUACUGAUUUAACUAAAUAUGUACAAGAAAAUAUUCCGAAAAAUUCUGAAAAUCUCAAGAUAUUAAAGAACAUUCAAGAAGCCACAAUGAGUAAUUUGAACAAAUUUGUUAUAAAUAUUCAAACCCCAGCAGGAUAUAUUAACUCAAAUGGCAGUAACCAAAUAUUAGUACCUCUUGCAGAAACCAAUAAUAGACAAGAAAAUAUUUCAAUCAAUCAAAGUGAGAACAUGAAUUUGGAAAAGGAUCUGUUUCUUUACGAUUUUGAUGAAAAUGUUUUAAUCUACAUUGAUGGUGUUGUCACAAUAAAUGAAUUCAAAAAAGCAUCAGCAGGAGCUGGUGUGUUUUUUAAUAAUGACCAUCAUUUGAAUUUGUCAGUUAAAAUACCGGGCAGUCAAACGCUUAAUAAUGCUAAAAUAUAUGCUGCAAUUUUAGCUCUUGAUACUGCAUAUAACGUUGACAUCAAAAAACUUUGCAUUCAUACUAAUUCAAAAUUUUUAUUCAGUUGUGUUGAUUCGUGGAUUAUUCGUUGGAAAGCAAAUGGUUGGAUUACAAAUUCUAAGACACAAGUUAAAAACAAAGAAAUGUUAACAAUUUUAGAUAGUAAAAUAAAAAAAUUUCGCUCAAUUAAAUGGAAGUUAAGCUUAGGAGAAAUAAUAGAUGAAUUACCAUACAUAGAUGGAGCACAAAAAUUAGCUAAAGAUGCAACUCUACCUAAAUUCAAAAAUUAUUAAUUUAGAUUAUUUUAUUUAAAAUUACUUACAAGAUUUUUAUCAUAUUUGAUAUGAUUGAAAUAAUUUUUUAUUUAAAGUUUUUUUAUGUAAAGUCAAAAUAAAAUUUAUAAGAAAUAUUAAUUUUUUGUAUAAUUUUGUAUUUUAUACAAUAUCAUAAUGGGUAUUUAUUUUCAGUUUAAAACUAUAUUGUUUUAUUUUAAAAAACAUAUUAGCAUUUUUAUUUUCUAUUUUUUAAAGGUUUUUUUUUUAAUUACAGAGUGUAAAAUAUUUAUUUUAUUUUAUCAGUUUAUUUAUCAAAUGUAAAAUUUAGAAUUGAUUUUAAAAGACAAAAAAAAUUCUAUAAAGUUUUUUUAAUUGAACAAAAUAUACAGCAUUUUAUUUUAAAAAUAGAUAAAUUAACCGUUAUAUAUUUUUUAUAUUAAACAAGAGAAUUGUUAUACUUUUUAAAUGUUUUACUCUAGUAUAAAUAAUAUUUCAUAUAAAUAGUUGUAACUCCACAGAUAGCAUCAUAACAUAUAGGCUUAGGUAAAUGUAUUCUUUCCUUAUCAUAUACUUUAUUCAAUUUAUGGAUGAAAACUUUAAAAAUAAAUUUGUAGUUACCUUACUCCAUUGACGGAAUAAUUUUGAUUGGGUCAUAUUAAUCUAAUACUUAUUUAUCAUGAUGGGAAUUUUUAUUCAUGAGUAUAAUUUAACUUUAAAAAACAAAAUGUUAAAAUUUGGUCUGAU